Molecule: messenger RNA, 2869 nt
Organism: Folsomia candida
Lineage: Eukaryota; Metazoa; Arthropoda; Collembola; Entomobryomorpha; Isotomidae
Exons: 7
Coding region: 286-2406 (706 amino acids)
Source: RefSeq, a predicted model, not a curated record
AUGAACAGAGCCCACUAACUUACUUGCUCCUCGCAGUCAGUUCAGUAAUACGACAAGAACGAUAGGGAAAAUAUCACUAGUUGUCGUCACUCCUUGGUCCCCGGUGGUGGCUGGCUGGCUGGUGAUGCCCCUGCUGUAUCGCAAUCGGAAUUUUAUCACUCACUUCCGUCCUGCUUCCUUCGUCUCAACGGAAAAAAUCGUCAUGUCUCAAACCUAACUGUCGUCUUCCGCUGGAAGAAGUAGUGACGACUCGUCGCCUGCUGCUGGAGUGCGUGGAGUGUCGACAUGGUUUCCAGUGGGGGGAGUGACGGCGGUGGUGGCGCGUACUGUCGCCACAGGAGAAAAAGCUUCCUCCUCAUCUGCGCCCUCAGUUUGGUCCUCCUCCUUUAUUCGAACUCUGGGGGGAGGGAGGAAACCGGCAACAGGGUUAUCAUCAAGUCACUCAUCUUCCCAUUCUCGACAGGCAGAUCGGAUGACACCUCUGCGGACGACGCCUCCCUCUUCCUCGUGCACACGGCGGGAUGCAAGUUACGCCACAUGGACCCCUUUUCCUCCGUGGUGGACACCUUCCUCCGAGACGGAGCGAUCCACGCGUGUCACGAACCCCUCGUCACGCUCGUUACGCCCACCACCACGCCCGGUGAAUCACGCCUCGUCGUUAGUGGCGCCUUACUCAAAAAGUGGAAGUACAAGGGGGCCUCUUGCUGCUGGAGGAGGAUCACGCGACGCACCCAAUCUCCAGACAAGUAUGACAACGAUGCCGACUAUGGGGUCGAUAUAGACACGAAGAACUGUGGGAAAAUACCAGGAGGCGGAAAUGGUGUCGUGAUCCCGGGUGACGUCCAAUAUGUCAAGGUUGAAUGCCACAACGAACUGAAAGUUCAAGUUUGGAAGGAUUUCUUCCCACUCGUUCCCUCCCCGAGAAACUUGUCGCCGGGAACGAAAACCAAGGCGAAAUUCUGGGACGAGCAGAAACUAAAGAGUAACCCGAAUAAGAAGACAUCGUCCAUCUUCCCACCAAGCGUUUUGGUUAUUGGAAUUGACUCCAUUUCACGCCUCCACAUGAUUCGGUCGAUGCCAAGGACGAAGGAAUUUCUCACAGCGAACGGUUUCACAGAGAUGAAGGGCUACACGAAGGUGGGGGAUAACACUUUCCCAAAUAUUAUGGCGGCCUUUGCUGGGAUGACGGAGGCGGAAACGAUUGCACGCUGCUGGCCAUCGAGACACACCAAGUUGGACGACUGUCCCUUCCUCUGGAAGAAUUUUUCUAGGAUGAACUAUGUCACUGCGCAUGUCGAGGAUUCUCCGGGCAUUGCGAUAUUUAAUUAUGAUAAGACAGGGUUCGUUUUACCCCCUUCCGACUACUACUUGCGCCCCUUGAUGGUCGCGGAGCAUCAAGCGGGUCGAAAUCGACACCGAUUCGGCGGGGCGAACGACUGUCUGGGCGGUGGCCUCACCCCGACACGCGUCCUCCUCAGGUACAUUCGCUCCUUUGUGCGAGAAGUGGGCGGCGUGACGCCGUUCUUCCUCCUCUCCUGGUUCACCUCCAUGGCGCACGACGACUUCAACGGGCUCAAGCCCUACGACCAAGAUUUCCGCAGCUUCCUUUCCUCCAUUCUCUCCUCGGUCGGAGAGGACACGCUCAUCCUCUUCAUCUCCGACCAUGGCUACCGUUUCGGCGCUUUUCGUGAAACGUUCCUCGGUUUUUAUGAGGAAUCCUUGCCCUUCUUCUUCCUCCGGAUGCCCCCUCGACUCUCGUCCCCCUCCUGGUCAGCCGCCCUCCGCACCAAUGCCGCCCGUCUCACGUCGCCUCACGACCUUUACGCCACACUCGUGCAGCUUAUCGACCUCGUGAACAACAAGAACACGUCGUCCCCAUCCCCUUACGGAACUUCCUUUCUCGCCACCGCGCUGGAAAAUCGGACCUGCGAAAGCUCCGCGAUUCCUGAAAAAUACUGCAUGUGUGGCGUCUCUCCCUCGUUGACGACGUCCUCCCGUCUCUCCGCCGAGUUGGGGGUCUUCAUCGUCACGCAAAUUAAUGCUGACCUCUCCGCCCAAAAUUUGACCUCGCUCUGCUCCCCGGUGAACUACACGACAUUUCUGUACGGUCGUCAAGUCGGGGAGGGCGAGGUUUGGAAUGGGGUUGGAAAACUGGAGCCGUAUCGAGACGUGUUGAUCGCGUUUGAAACGUCGCCAUGGGAGGGGCGCUUCGAGGCCAGGGUGCGGAUCAGGGACAACGCGGCGAUGACCUUGCUCGGCUCGGUGGGACGGAUUAACUCGUACGCGGGCAAGAGCGACUGCAUCACGCAUUACAAGAUGAAGAAUUACUGCACGUGUAAAAACCUGUGGGAGGCGGAGGUGAAAAAGAGAGAAAAGAAGAAGCAGGAGAAGAAGAAGAAAGGGUGAAGUUUACAAAUUUUUGGAAAUUUGUGCAAAAAAUUUUGGACAAAAAUUAAAGAGAUGCUGAGUUCCUGAAAUGAAGAGAUUUUUCUAUACAUGCAACUUUACAAAUCUUGGCGUGAGAAUUAUUUAUGCAAAAGUUUCCAAGUUGUUGUUUUUUUUUUACUUUGUUUUAAGUAAUUGUAAAAGUGCCACAAUAUGAAUACUAACGACGAACAAUGGAUUAGUAUGAUGCCAGAAACAAAAAUGUGAUAUUUUUUAUGCAAUAUAAAUAUUUAUGAAAUUGCAAUUUAUGAACAAUUUAUGCCGAAAUAAAUGUGAUUCUACUUACACCGUGUUUUUUUUAGAUUUUAUGAAUGCUGGUUAUUAUUAAGACUUCUUAUCAAAUUGUUUAAAUGCACAUCAUUACAUUACAUCAAUGAAUACUGAACAAAUGAAUGGUGUGACAAAUAAAUAAAUAAUUUAGGGA